Messenger RNA from Patella vulgata (common limpet), 13816 nucleotides. RefSeq names its product testis-expressed protein 2. The record is from RefSeq and is a predicted model, not a curated record. Bases 182 to 3046 code for a protein of 954 amino acids. Gene Ontology annotation, molecular function: lipid binding. The transcript is spliced from 9 exons. NCBI's taxonomy places the organism in Eukaryota, Metazoa, Mollusca, Gastropoda, Patellidae. Gene Ontology annotation, cellular component: endoplasmic reticulum.
AAGAGAAUGGGUGUUUGCGAAGUCAAUUUUUAUUUGCAUUUUCGGACUAAAUUUAUGUGACUUUUUAUUACAUUUUGAUAGAAAUAGAAGAUAGAUUAAUCUGCUAGCUAUAAAUAUAAACAAGUAAAUCCUAUAAACAUUAUCAUAUGUAAUGACAUCCGAAAUUUUUUGAACAGUAAAGAUGGGCUCUCGAAGGGAUGGCAGUAAAUCGGGCAAACCUGCCUCACCAAAGCAGGCAUCUGGUAGUAAGUUCUCAUCAUCGUUGUCAAGUGGUUUUAGUUUUAAAGCAUUAGAAGAAGUGGAAGAAGACAGCAAUGAAGACUUGACUCUUUUUACUGGUAAAUUUGACAAAGUUGUGGCUCAGGCCCAUAAGCAAAAGAGUGCCAGCAGUGAAGCUUCUAGUUCUAGUGCUGUUUCCACUCCCACGUCAGAAGGCCCACUAUCGAAACUUCAAUCUUCCAAAUCCUUGGACGAAGACAGGUCAUCUCCCUCUAAAAAAAAUAAAACCUCGGUGUUCGAAUAUAAAGGAAGUAUCACUGGUUUGAUAAAAGACAAAAUUACAGACACAAAAGACAAAAUAACAGAGUCUAUCAGUAAAAGAUUAGAAGAGUUUUCAAAUGAUUCAAGUCCGACAUCAGAAACUGGUAAAAGUUUGGCAGAAGUCACCAAUCACCCUUUAAUUCCUGAUAAGGUAGAUAAAUUUGAUGAAGAUGAAGCAGAAGAGGAUGACAUUGUUAAAGUACACUCUGCUCCUGCUUCAUUAUCUGAUUUAGCAUUGACUAAUGAAGAUGACGGUAUUGAAGUUAUUGAAAGUUAUUUUGGUGAUGAACCGAUGGAGGAUUUUACUGGAGAUUCAGGGAUCUCAUUUCGUGGCACGGCCGUACGUAAUAAAUCUAAAAAUUUGAAAAAAUUAGUUAAGAAGUCGUCUGCUACUGUUUCAAUGUCUGACUUAGUAACCACACCGGAUAUGGAUAUGAAUACAGAAAGUGAUCUUAUGAAACCAAAGCAUUCUAAAGAAGAAUCAGGGGUUGCUAAUUCAGAUGGAAAUAUAAAAAGUGGUUCUCAUAAAAGACUAACCCGACAAAAGAGUUCAGAUUUUGGUGUGCCAUGGCAAAAAAUUGCCACCUUUGCCGUUCUUUUGUUUGCAUUCCUAAUAAUUCCAUUGCCAUCAUAUAUAUCCGGAUUUAUAAUAGGUAUUAUGUUAGCUUCAGCAGGCUGGGCUAUAUAUAUUUGGAUAAUAGAACCACCGAUUCCCAAGCCAGUAAUAGAAAUACCACCUCUGGAUAAGUUACCAAAGAUGGAAAUUCCUCAAAUGAAGGAACCUUCGAAAGAAAAGGGAAUUUAUAAGGGAUGGAUGAAUGAAUUAAUGGAAUAUAAUCCUGAUGAUUACCAUAUCAACCAAACUCAUUCAAUCUAUGUUAAGUUAGAGGGAACUCAUUUACGACUACAGAGACCAAAAGUCAAUAUGCCAAAACGUGCCAUGUGGGACGAAUCUUUUCCUGCGCCCCAGUUUAUACACCAGCGUCAUCUAGAAAUUAAAGACAGUCGUAUAUUUUUAAUGCCACAAGGGCUAGUUGCGAAAAGGCUGUGGAGUAAAAAAUAUCCUAUCUGUAUAGCAUUAGCACAAGAUAGAAAAUCUGGAAAAUCUAAAACCACUGACUCCCUGAAAAGAGUCACACCUGAUGAUGAUGGGUUUGAAAUGAUCACUGAUGAAAAAUGUUUGAAUAAUAUCUUAUAUUUAUUUGCCAGAACUGGCCAAGAGAAGGAACAGUGGUAUCGCAGAUUUAAAUCUGCUGCAAGUGGACAGCCACUGGGAAAUCACAUAUUAGAUAUUUAUAAAGCAUUAUCGUUUACAAAAAUAAAUCGUAAGAGUUCUGAUAGCUCAUUAAAACACAAGCGUCAAGGUUCAUCAGAUUCUAUUUCAUCUAUUUCUUCUCUGCCAGAACAACCCCCUAGUCCAAUCCAAACUACAGAUACAACUACCGCAAAUGCAUUUGAUCUUCAAGCAUUUGCUCAAUAUAUGGGACGUUUGAUGCCAUCUCGCAUAGACAUUAAGAAAGAUGCAAAUAACAAAGAGUCAGCACCUUCCAGCUCAUCGCCUCGUAGACCCCAACACUUUCAAUAUGAUCCCACAGAUAUUAGGCAAUUAAGUGGUUCCUUAAUAUGUGACCCCCAGUUGAUAUGGCUAAAUUCAUUGAUAGGUCGAAUUUUCUGGGAUUUUUUACGUGAUGUGUGGUGGGCUGAAAAAGUGAGAGAAAAACUGCAAAAGAAACUUAGCAAAAUACAUGUGCCAUAUUUUAUAGAAGAACUGAAAGUUACUCAUAUAGAUCUAGGAGAUGAAAUACCUGUUAUAAGAAGAGCUGGCAUGCCUUAUAUAGAUGAACAAGGUUUCUGGGUAGAUCUAGAUGUUGUCUAUAAUGGAGGAUUUCAGAUGACUAUAGAAACUAAAGUUAACUUAAUGAAGUUACGUAAACCAUCUUCAACAUCUUCUAAAGAGGCAGAUUUAAGUGUACACACAUCACCUGUAACUGAUCCAGAUGAAGAAGAUAGUGCUGAAUCAUCUACUGAUGAUGAUGAGGACAGUCAGGUGCCACCAGGCAGUGAUGGUUCUUCGGGAGGUGCCAGUAGAAAAUUCCUGAAAUAUAUAGAUAAAAUAGCACAAUCCCGUUACUUUCAACAAGCUUAUGAUAAUAAAUAUUUUAAAAAAGCCAUGGAAGGUGUAUCUAAAACACCAUUAGAAUUAACAGUAGAAGUAAAUGCCUUAGUAGGUUGUUUAGCUCUCAAUAUACUACCACCACCUACAGACAGAUUAUGGUAUGGUUUUAGAACUAAUCCAACUCUAUCCUUGUCAGCUAAACCUAAAGUGGGAGAAAGAGAAGUAACUAUUACACAUAUUACAGAAUGGAUUGAGAAAAAACUUAGCACAGAAUUUCAGCGUGUUUUUGUGAUGCCUAAUAUGGAUGAUCUUAUUAUACCAAUUCUGCUAGCUGAUUUUCCAGAUGAGGCAGUACCAACAGUAUCCUCUACAACUGGUUCCAGUGUUUGACACUUGUUGUCAUGAGUAUUACUACCAACGAUAUUUAACCAUUAUGUACUAUAUUUGAUGUGCAAGUCCCUCCCCAGCAGUCUUAAUAUAAUACAAACCCAUAAUUUACCCCAAACUAACUGUGGAUCAUUAUGACUGAAUAUCAACUUGUGAAGUAGGGUUAAUCACUUUGGGGAUCUUUUUGACAAUGAUAUUAAUUUCAUUAGACAAGAGUGUCACAAUUUAUGGGUAAAAACAUUUAAAAUAAAAAGUGUAAUACCUCUUUCAGCCAUAGUGAUGAGCAGAUAGUAGUGAUAAUUUAUUGACUAUGAUUAUACACAGAUGCUUCCCAGUGCUAGACUCUUUUUAUUUAUAUAGCGGUGUAUCAUAACCACAUUAUCUUUUUCUAUUGUGAUUCAUAUUCAUUUCUAUUCUGAUUCAUUCACCCUAUUGCUCUCAUUAUUUCAUCUUUCUACAACAUAUUCAUGCUUUAGUGUAAACUGUCUAUAUUCUUAUCAUGACAUCCUGGCUUAAAACAUUUGUUUUCAAUUACAGUGAAACCCACAUGACAGAAAUCAGUAAAUAUAGGAUACAUUUUUAAGGUCUUAAUAUUUUUUCAGACCUUAUUCAGGUAAUUUUGGAACUCUGGUUAUUGUUAAGAUAUUCUUUUGUUACAAGCUUCAACCGAAAAUGAUAGAACAAUGACCCUUCCCAAUUUGGUAUCAAUCUAUAGAUAUUUGUCCUUCCUCAAUCCGUCUUCAUAUCUGUUUAAAAAAAAUUAACAUUUCCAGUAUCUGCUGUGUUAUAGAUAUUCAUGACUGUUUUUGUCUGAAAGUCAAGGCUGACUUGAUGGAUAGGCUCUUGUCUUAUAGUUAUGUACACAACCGGUUUGGUGCAGAAAAGUAUAACAUUACACCUCAUUCUUUCAUUUCUCCAUUGCUGUGGGCAUGUUUUAUUGCCUGGCAACCUAUCUUUCUCUACAUAUAACAAGGUACUUAUUUUAAAUAAAAUUUACCGUAGUAUAACCAAAAUAUCUACGCUUUUAAACUGUAAUUGUAAAGUUAUUUAUACAAUAAUCAAAGCCAGAUCAUUACAAUCAAAAUAUACAUACAUGUAUACUUUAUAUAUAAUAAUUACAAUGACUCAAUGGCUACUUGCUUUUGUAUUUUGUAUUUCUUUGUCAAUUGACCAUUUUAUAAAAUGUCAUGACAUAGUAAUUUAAGUGGGGUCAGUUUAACUACAUUAUUGUCAAUUUUAUCGACAAGAAAACAUAAAAAUUAAACAGAAAUGUAAUUCUAUAAUAAUAGAGGUAGAAAGUGGCCUUUAAAUAACAUUGACCAUUGACGUGACCCAUGAUCAUUUUCACUGAAGAGUUUGAAAUUGUGAAAUGGUCAAUUUUUAAUAAUGUUAAUAUUAUUACACAGUAAAGUAAUGUAUGAAACUGUAAGACAUGAAUGUUAUGAGGUUUUUAUUUUCCAUUAAAAUUAUUUCUUGUGUUAUUAUUUAAUUCUUCAUGGUCAAUUCAAGUAAAUUAUUGGAAUAAAGAUGCACCAGUACAUUAUGUUAGUCCCAAAAUUACUUUCUUUCUUAACAGCCAUUGCCCUUCAUUUAGAAAUCCUUUUGUGGCUUUAUACAUUGGUAUCAACAGCCUUUACAUUUUUCUCGAUCACUCUGCUUUCACAGUGAAAAGAUAACAUCUCAACUUAUUCUGCUGCCAUGUUUGUAGGUUUGCUUUCCCAUUCUUUAGUAGUAUCCACUCUUUUUGAAGUAAAGAUGUAAUUCAUAACAUUUUAGAUUGUUAGAUCUGAUUGCAUGCCUUGGUGAUUUAAAAUAAUUGCUUUUGAACUGUUAAAGCAAUAUUGUUAUUCAUAAUAUUAUAACAGAUGUCAUUAAAAUGUGUAAUUAAUUGGUAUAAAAUGUUUGGAAAGGCUUGAUCUCUACCAGCUUAAUAUGUCUAAUUUCAUAAUAUCUAAUGAAUUGGGAGACGUUAAAGGUUAUUGUUAAAUGUUUUGUUAAAAGUUAAUUUGAUUUGUUGUUAUUUGCUGUAGAUAUUAAUUUUAUAUACUUUUAAGAUGGUUGUAAGUUUUUGAUAUUUAUAUAUUAUUAGGGUAAAACGUUAAUUUUAUUGUGAUCUAUUUUAUACUUUCAUUUAACAGAUUGCACAAUUAGUAAACUUGUUACUUACUGUGUUCUGUAAAUUCAGCACACAAAUAUUCUUGGUUUACUAGUGCUGUGCCAUUAAAGAGUUAAUUACUGUAUGCCAUAAAUUUUGAUGUAAUUUAUUGUCCUCCACCUUUCGAAGAAAGCAGGGGACUAUUAAAAUGGGUUCCUUCGUCUGUCUGUCUCUCCGUCCCUCUGUCUGUCCUUCUAAUUGAGCUAGAAUGUUCAAACUUGGUGUAGGUGUUUAUUAGGUCAAGGUCUUGAUGGAGUUUGAAGAUGAGCAUUUUCUGCUUUGGGUAAGCAGAGAUAAGCAAUUUGAUUGGUUGAUGCUUUGGGACAAAUUAACUUUAGUUCUAAUUAAGUGAGAGUGAUGAAACUUGGUGUAUAGUUUUAUUACAUCAAUACCUUGACUAAGUUGAUAAUGACCAUUUUCUGCUCAGGGUAAGCACAGCAUUAAGCAAUUUAAUUGGUCAAGACUUUUGAACGUAACAACUCUGCUUUUAAUUGAGGUAGAAUGUUUAAACUUGAUGUAGAUGUUCAUUAGGUGAAUGUCUUGACUUUGAGUUCAAUGAUUAACAUUUCGAGCUAAAGCCAAGCUGAGCUAAACAAUUUCAUUGGUGGAUGCUUUGGUACAAGAUAACUUUGAUUCUAUCUGAUAUAGAGUGAUGAAACUUGGUGGAUUCUAUCUGAUAGAGAGUGAUGAAACUUAGUGUAUAGUUGAUAAUCAGUUUGAUUGCUUCUUGAUACUUUUGAAAAAAAUAAAUGUGCGAUUAAUAUGUGUCAUCUAUUUAUUUUGGGAUUUCGGCGGGGGACAUCAGCCUCACUGUUGGCUUGUUAUAUACAAUACAGGCCUAUUCAAGAUACUGUUAAGAUUGUUUAAAAUUUGAGCAAAUUAUAUGAACAUUUGCAGAUCAACUGAAAAAUUCUAUAGAAUUUGACAAGUCUUCAUCCUCACAAAUGGCAGAUACUCAGUAUAAAAAUGUAUCCUAUGAAAAAGCUACAACAUUGUAAUGUCUUUCCAUUCUUUUCGAGGGUAAAUACUUCAUACAGUAUACCACUUGACAGUUUAUGUUUUACUUAAGAAUCAGUCGCUUGUUGACAAGCCUCAAGAUGUGAAGUUCAAAAUUGUGUCAAUGUUUUUCAUUUGAAAUGUUAAAUGAACUCAAAUAUGUAUUUUAUGCAUGGGUUACAUAAUUUGAGUUAUUCCUCAGUAUUUUAUAUAUAAAAUAUUGCUGUUAGAUAAAGAACUUAUGUAUUUUAUUAAUAGAAAUUAUUAUAUAUUGUUGUUUUUCUGCAAUCUGAUUGAAAUACAGAUCUAAAUUUUAUACUUUUGAUUUAAUGGGAAAACUUUGACUGAAUGUCGUAAACUAUCUAUAUUUAACUUUUGUUUUGUUCUCUACUGCUCCGUAGAUGUUUUCCAUAAUUCAGUCCACACCUUACCUAAAGCUUGACUAAACAGACCAUUUCAUUGGCUAAUCUGUUGUGUCAAAAGGAUCCUACUGCCAUGAAGACAUAUAAAACUAUAUUUGAACUAAAAUGAAAUAGCUUCUGUGUUUUGAUCAAAUUGCUUUUUCUGUAGAGAAACCAAGUGUAGUAAAGUACACUGUAGCCUAUUUAUUUAAAGAUGCAUUAUGUAAGAGCUAAAUCUGCCUAUUGCAAGUUCUAUUUUUAUUAAAAUGAGACCGUUUGUCGAUCCGUCCAUCCGUCACACUUUUUGGGACACAAUAGAAUGUUCAAACUUGGUGUAGGGGUUUAUUAGGUCAAUGCCUUGAUGGAGUUCGAAGAUGAGCAUUUUCUGCUUAGGGUAAGCAGAGAUAAGCAAUUUGAUUGGUUGAUGCUUUGGGACACGAUAACUUUAGUUCUAAUUAAGUGAGAGUAAUGAAACUUGGUGUAUAGUUUCAUUACAUCAAUACCUUGACUAAGUUCGAUAAUGAGCAUUUUCUGCUCAGGUUAAGCAGAGCGAUUAGCAAUUUGAUUGGCUGAGACUUUGGAACACAUAACUCACCUUCUAAUUGAGCUAGAAUGUUUAAACUUGGUGUAGGUGUGUAUUAGGUCAGUGCCUCGAUGGAGUUCGACGAUGAGCAUUUUCUGCUUAGGGUAAGCAGAGAUAAGCAAUUUGAUUGGUUGAUGCUUUGGGACAAGAUAACUUAGUUCUAUUUAAGUGAGAGUGAUGAAACCUGGUGUAUAGUUUUAUUACAUCAAUACCGUGACUAAAUUCGACAAUGAGCAUUCUCUACUCAGGGUAAGCAGAGCGAUAAGCAAUUUCAUUGGCCAAGACUUUGGAACACAAUAACUCUCUUUCUAAUUGAGCUAGAAUGUUCAAACUUGGUGUAGUUGUUUAUUGGGUCAAUGUCUUGAUGGAGUUCAAAGAUGAGCAUUUUCUGCUUUGGGUAAGCAGAGAUAAGCCAUUACAUCAAUACCUUGACUAAGUUUGAUAAUGAGCAUUUUCUGCUCAGGGUAAGCAGAGUGAUGAUAAGCAAUUUGAUUGGUCGAUACUUUGGAACACAAUAACUCUCAUUCUAAUUAAGUUAGAAUGUUCUUUUGUUGUAGGUGUCCAUUAGGUGAAUGUCUUGAUGGAGUUUGAAGAUGAGAAUUUUCUGCUUAGGGUAAGCAGAGAUAAGCAGUUUGAUGCUUUGGGACACCAUAACUUUAGUUUUAAUUAAGUGAGAGUGAGGACACUUGGUAUAUAGCUUUAUUAUAUCAAUACCUUGACUAAGUUUGAUAAUGAACAUUUUUUGCUGAGGGUAAGCAGAGUGAUAAGCAAUUUGAUUGGUCAAGACUUUGGAACACAAUAACUCUCCUUCUAAUUGAGGUAGAAUGUUCAAACUUGGCGUAGGUGUCUAUUAGGUGAAUGUUUAAACUUGAUGUAGAUGUUCAUUAGGUGAAUGUCUUAACUGAGUUCAAUGAUUAACAAUUCCAGCUGAAGCUAAGCAGAGCUAAUCGAUUUCAUUUGUCGAUGGUUUGGGACAAGAUAAUCUUGAUUCUAUCUGAUAGAGAGUGAUGAAACUUAGUGAAAAAAAUAAAUGUGCGAUUAAUUAGUAUGUGUCAUCUAUUUGUUUUGCCAUUUCGGCGGGGUAUAAACUUAAAGUAAAUCAGAUAUUAAUUUAGCCUCUAGAGCUUCUACAAGAUUUUUCAAAGAGGUCAAGUGCCAUAACUCUGAGGAUUCAUCGUCUCGUAACACUAAAUGAUGUGUAUAAAAUUAAAUUUGAACUGAUUUCAACUUUAGCCUCUAGAGUGUCUGCAAGGGCCAUAACUAGGGCGGUAAUAAUUGGAAAUUUUUGAAAAUGACUAGGAUCCUUUCGUCUAAUGAUCUUUAAUAGUGUGUAUAAAUUUAAAGUCAAUCAGAUAUUAACUUUAGCCUCUAGAGCAUCCACAAGAUUUUUCAACAUAAUCAAGGGCCAUAACUCCGGCAGUAAUUAUCAGAAAUCACUGAAAAUCAAUAGGCUUAUUUGUCUCAUGAUCUUAAACACUGUGUAUUAAUUAAAUUCAAGUGGAUAUUAACUUUAGCCUCUAAAAGUUAGUUUGUUGGUUCGGCGCCCACAAUUGUUUGUGGACACCUGACAGGCGACGACAAUAUACGAACUAAUUUCCAUAUGGGCAUAUAGAAAUGGAUAAUCAAGACUGUUUAAUUAUUGUGAUUAUAGCAAGAACGGCCAGCUCUUGAUCAAAAUCUUACAUAGUGCAUCGGUUCUUUAAGAAUAUUUUAGUAGAGUUGUUCAUGUAGCGUGUUUAUAUUGUUGUCAUAUGUCUGUUCAUCACAAAUACUCCAGUUGUGUUUCGAUCGUUGUGAAAUUGUUAUAUAUUCAUUCAAAUUAAAAUGGUGAGGUCAAGAAUCAGGAAGCAUUUUGGUUUUCAUCCUUAUUUGAGACAAUAUAUGGAUUUCGUAACCUUGUGUAUACUUUCAUUACAUCAAUACCUUGAAAGUUUGAUAAUGAACAUUUUCUGCUUAGGUCAAGCUGAGUGUUAAACAAUUUGAUUGCUUGAUGCUUUAUGAAAAGAUAAAUGUGCAAGUAAUUAAUUGUCUAUUUAUUUUUGGUCUCACUGUUGGCUUGUUAGAAUAGCUAUAACGAAAGGGUUAAUAUUUAUAAUUAUUAUUUUAGAGUUAUUGCAAUUGCUUUACAAAAAUAAACCAGUGAUUAUGUAAAAUUGCCAUGCUGGUUAGGGUUGAUUAGUUGUCUGUUUGAUAACCUAAUUUAUUAUCCAUUAAGUAUGAGCUUUUUUUUCCCUUCGAUUUAAACAAGGGUUGCUAAACUAAUAUCUAGUCUGUGUAUCAGUAUUUACUAGUUUGUUCAAUAAAUAUCAAAUACUUAUAGUAUACCAUGGUUGGCUUAGUUUAAUUAUUACAUAUUAUGUUGAUUAUAAUAGAAAGAUUGUUAUCUAUUCAUUAAGUAUUAUUAAGAAUAUAUUUAAAUGGAUAGUUUGUGUGAUUUCAAAUAACCUUGCUCUGGAACAUUUUUUCUGUUUUGUAUCUUCAAUGUCUUCCAUAUAUAUCAGGCAAAUUGUUGCAAUUGUUUUAUUAGGAGAUAAUUAACUAUUAGUUGUUAAUAAAUGCCAGUGUUCUUGCUAACAGAUUUUACUAGUGUCUGAUAUGGUUCCUUCAAUGAGAGUUCAUGUAAGUUUGAAAUAGGCAAUAUACAUGUUACAGAAUAUAGAAGUAAACUACUCUGUGACUUCAUGAUUUUAUUCAAAAGUUUGACAGUAUGUUUAAAUUUUGGUCUUUGUUAUAAGCCCACAUUGAAAUGUGAUUAUAUAUUGUCGUUGCCCCUGUCCGUCCAUACAUCGGUCCUGUGUGGACGCUCAAGAGGCUAAAGUUAAUAUCCAAUAACUUUAAAUUUAUACACAGUGUUUAAGGUCAUAAGAAGAAGAAGCUUAUUGAUUUUCAACGAUUUCCGAUAAUUACUGCCAGAGUUAUGGCCUUUGAUCACUCUAAAAAAUCUUGUGAAUUCUCUGGAGACGAAAGUUAAUAUCCGAUUGACUUCAAAUUUAUACACAAUGUUUGAGGUAAUAAGACAAAGAAGCCUAUUGAUUUUCAAUUAUUUCCAAUAAUUACUGCCAAAGUAUAGGCCUGUGAUCACUUUGAAAUAUCUUGUGGACACUGUAGAGGCUAAAGUUAAUAUCCGAUGAUUUUAAUUUAUAUAAUUAAGGUCAUGAGACGAAGAAGCUUAUCAGUUUUCAAUGAUUUUCGAUGAUUAUGGCAAUUGAUAUUAAAUGUUUUGUACGCUAAAUGUUAGAAUGUGGUAGAACUAGAUUUUAGCGUGUUUUCACUUCCAACAAAAGAAAAAAAUAUGAGACAACCCUUGUUGACUCCCCAGAUGACUACCCAGAUGACUUAGCUGCUGUGGACGUAUGUUUCAUUGCCUGGCAACCUAUCGUUUUGCAAUAUUAAAGGCAAUCUAAUAUUUAAGAUAUGUCUGUUGUAUGCCUUGUGAAGGCUAUCCAUUGACUACUUAAAUCUGUUUUUAUUGUUAUGUAUCAAAAGUAAGUAGAAUUAGAAGUGUGUAUUAUUUGCAAUAUAUAGAAAUUGUCUAUAUUAUAUUAUUGAAUCGUUAAAAAUUAUCUAGGAGCACUGAACAUUCAGUCAGUUUGUGUAUCAAAUAUUGCAGUCACACAAAUGUACCAUUUUGAUGAUCUUUUUCUGGUAGCUAAGCAAUUUGAUUUGUGUAUGCAUUUCAUUUUAUUUCAAUCAUGUGAUGAAACUUGGUGUAUAGUUUCAUUUCAUCAAUACCUUGACUAUUGAUUAGGGGUGCACUAGAUUAUGAAUACAGACAUGUAGUUGAUAGCUUGACUGUCUGGUCAUACCAUCCAGAUAAAUUAUCUUUUGGAAAAUUAAUGCUUAAUGUCGGAUCAGAAGAAUCUCAAGUUUAGGUCUUUUAACCAAUAAAUAAGUUUUUCCUUUUAUAUAACUUAAUCAUCCAGCUUUUAAUACAAAAUAUUUUACAAAGUUGUUAGGGUUUUUUUUUUUAAGUGAUAUGUUAAAUUAUUAUUGUAAAGAAAACACAAGACAGCCCUACAGAUAUAUUGUUAGUUCUUUGGGAUGCACUGUCAAAGUAAAUGUGUUUAUGAUUUGUUACUAGCUAUAAUUUAAAGUGUGUUCAGUUCAGAAUUACAUGAUAUACAAUUUUUGUAAUAACUUACCAAAUUUUUCUUAUAUUGUGGUAAAAUACAUUAUAUGCAACCUAGCCAUAACCAUUUUUAUACGUCCACAUUCAUAAUGUGAACGUAUUAUGCCGUCGCCCCUGUCUGUGUGUGUGUGUGUGUGUAUGUAUGUAUGUGUGUGUGUGUGUGUGUGUGUGUGUGUGUGUGUGUCUGUGGUUCGCCUACAGGGCGCAAUUCUUCAUGGAUUUUCUUCAAACUUGGUAUACUUAUUCCUUAUACCCCAAGGAAGAUCCCUAUUGUUUUUGGUGCAUGCCCGACCCCCCGGGGCAGAGCCACGCCCAUUUCUAGUAUUUGUUUGUUUGUCGUCUACAGGCCACAUUUCUUAACUAAUAAUCUUGAAACUUUGCAUACACAUUCUUUGUACCCUAAGGAACAUCCCUAUCGUUUGGGGUGCAUGCCCAACCCCCAGGGGCAGAGCCACGCCCAUUUUCUUUUCGUGUGUCUUUGUGUCGCCUACAGGGCGCAAUUCUUACUGGAUUUUCUUCAAACUUGGUAUACUUAUUCCUUAUACCCCAAGGAAGAUCCCUAUUGUUUUUGGUGCAUGCCCGACCCCCAGGGGCAGAGCCACGCCCAUUUCUAGUAUUUGUUUGUUUGUCGUCUACAGGCCACAUUUCUUAACUUAUAAUCUUGCAUACACAUUCUUUGUACCCUAAGGAACAUCCCUAUCGUUUGGGGUACAUGCCCAACCCCCAGGGGCAGAGCCACGGGCAGAGCCACGCCCAUUUUCUUUUCGUGUGUCUUUGUGUCGCCUACAGGGCGCAAUUCUUACUGGAUUUUCUUCAAACUUGGUAUACUUAUUCCUUAUACCCCAAGGAAGAUCCCUAUUGUUUUUGGUGCAUGCCCGACCCCCAGGGGCAGAGCCACGCCCAUUUCUUGUAUUUGUUUGUUUGUCGUCUACAGGCCGCAUUUCUUAACGCAUCAUAUUGAAACUUUGCAUACUUUUUCUUUGUACCCUAAGGAACACCCCUAUCGUUUGGGGUGCAUGCCCAACCCCCAGGGGCAGAGCCACGCCCAUUUUCUCUUUGUGUGUCUGUGUGUCGCCUACAGGCCACAAUUCUUAAUCGACCGUCUUGAAAAAAUUUCAUAUGAAUUCCUUAUACCCUAAGGAUGAUCCCUAUUGUUCUUGGUGCAUGUCCGACCCCCAGUGGCAGAGCCACGCCCAUUUCUUAUAUUCAUUGUUUGUUAUCUACAGACCGCAUUUCGUAACGUAUCACCUUGAAACUUUGCAUGCUUACUCCUUCUAUCCUAAGGAACAUCCCUAUUGUUUGUGGUGAAUGCCCAGCCCCCAGGGACAGAGCCACACCCAUUUUCUUUUUGUGUGUCUGUAUGUCACCUACAGCCUGCAAUGCUUAAUCGAUCAUCUUGAAAACUUUUUUAUACUUAUACAUUAUACCCCAAGGCUGACCUCUAUUUUUUUGGUGAUUGCCCAACCCCCAGGGGCAGAGCCACACCCAUUUUUUCUUUGUGUCUCUGUGAGUUGCCUACAGGCCACGAUUCCUAAUGGAUUGUCUUUGAACUUGGGAUAUGUUUUCCUUAUAGCCUAAGGACGACAACUGCAUGUCACGACCCCCAGGGGCAGUCAUGCCCAAUUUUUAUGUAUAUCGUUUACAGGCCCGAAUUCUGGAUGGAUCAACUUGGUAUUUGGCAUAUGUAUUCCUUAUAGCCUAAGGGCAUCAACUAUUGAUUUUGGUGAAUGCCCCAACGCCCAGGGGCAGAGCAACGCCCAAUUUUUGCCUUUAACGCCCAAAGGCCACAAUUCUGAAUGGAUUAUUUUGGAACUUGGUGUACUUAUUCCUUAUACCCUAAGGACGGCAACUAGUGAUGUUGCCAUUUCAAUAACAGGAUGGUACCUGUUUAUAUUGUUUCCAUAUCCAACCCCCAUGGGCAGAGCCACGCCCAGUUUUUGUAUUUAUCGUCUACAGGCUGCAAUUCUGAAUCAUCUUGGAACUUUGCAUAUUUAUUCCUUAUACCAUAAAGACAGCAACAAUUUAUUUUGAUACUUGCCCGGACCUCUUGGGGCAGUGUCACACCCACUUUACUGUUAGUAUUUUGUCUGUAAAUUUGGCAAAACAAACCCGACGCCUAGCCUUCUUUGCCUCUGAUCAUAUUACAGCCAUUUCAUAUUUCAUUUUCUUCAUUUUAAAAAGUACCAUAUCAAUCAAAGCUGGAAUGUGGACGUAUAUUGCAGCGUUAGCGAUGCUCUUGUUCAAAUUGUGUUCAUAUUAUUGAUAAAUCAAAUCAUGCUUGUUUCUAUGCUUCCUCAUAUUUUACAUGUAAUUAACCACUAGUCUCUGAAUCUUCCCCUAAAUCACUGGUAAAAUUCAUUGGAAAAAGUCUGUGCUUAAUAAUUGUUUCACAAUAAGCCUAUAAUAUUUGUAAACUGAAUUUUGUUUUAUUUACCACAUGAUUUGUAGCUGUGUGAAAUGACUGAUGCAUUGUAAUGCUGUGUAUUGAAAUAAAAUCAUAUAAUAAUCA